AUGGGGGUUGCACGUAGGGUCGAACCCCCCACGACGCGUUUGGGGGUGGGGGAUGUUGUGGGCGAGGGGGUGGGGGAUGAUGAGGGCAUGGGGGUGGGGGAUGAUGAGGGCAUGAGGGUGGGGGAUGAUGAGGGCAUGGGGGUGGGGGAUGAUAAGGGCAGGGGAGUGGGGGAUGAUGAGGGCGGGGGGUGGGGGAUGAUGAGGGCGGGGGGUGGACCUCAUGACCUCGUGCGCCUGGGCAUCUGCAGAGCGCUGGUGGUGCACUCCUACGCGCUCGAUGAGAUCUCCUCCAUGGGUCAGUCAGUCCACCCCAUGGGUCAGUCAGUCCACCCCAUGGGUCAGUCCGCCUCACUGGAACCGCCACCCCCUCUCCCUCCCCUGUUCCACUCCCCCGCCUGUCCCUCUCCCCUUUUGUCCCUCUCCCCUUUUGUCCCUUUCCCCUUUUGUCCCUCUCCCCCUUUUGUCCCUCUCCCCCUUUGUCCCUCUCCCUCGCCUGUCCCUCUCUGCCCCUCGUCCCUCUUUCCCCUUUGUCCCUCUUCUCAUCUUGUCCCUUUCCCCCCCCUAUCCCUAUUCCCCCUCCUAUCGCUCUCCCUCCUCGUCUCUCGCUUUCCCCUAUUCCUUUUUUCCCCUUGUCCCUCACCCCCCUCUCCCCUCUUGUCCCUCUCCUCCACUGUCCCUCUCCCCCCUUGUUCCACGUCUCACUAUGUCCCUCUCUCCGUGCCUCUCUCACAAGCCCUACAGACACGCUCCUCCCAUUCGAACCCAGGGUGUGCGGGAACAGGGCUGGCAGCGUGUGGGGUGGCUAGGGAUGUGGGCGAGGGCAUAGCCAUGGCCUAG
Molecule: messenger RNA, 837 nt
Organism: Closterium sp. NIES-65
Lineage: Eukaryota; Viridiplantae; Streptophyta; Zygnematophyceae; Desmidiales; Closteriaceae
Source: the annotation of a GenBank genome assembly